Messenger RNA from Colletotrichum godetiae, 9303 nucleotides. RefSeq lists its product as uncharacterized. The transcript is spliced from 3 exons. Gene Ontology annotation, molecular function: K63-linked polyubiquitin modification-dependent protein binding; cysteine-type deubiquitinase activity. The coding region runs from base 1 to 9303 and encodes 3100 amino acids. Gene Ontology annotation, cellular component: cytoplasm; nucleus. The record is from RefSeq and is a predicted model, not a curated record. Lineage: Eukaryota; Fungi; Ascomycota; Sordariomycetes; Glomerellales; Glomerellaceae. Gene Ontology annotation, biological process: protein deubiquitination involved in ubiquitin-dependent protein catabolic process.
AUGACCAACCAUACGGACCUAUACAUUAUCCAGCAUGUUUUUCUGCCACCUCAACUGCCCCAAGCCGAUGAUUUUAGCCCGGAAAAUGAGAGCGCUUUGGUCCAAUUCGUCAAAGAUUCUGUUGCCGAUUUCUACGAGCACGUCCCCAGUAGCCAAAAGGCUUCCGUGAGGAUCGCCAUUGGCCUGAUGGAAGCCAUGAUGUGCGUUCAUCGGCCUCUGGGAGACACGGUUGCCAUUGAUCAGCACAGCCUCCUCGAACGUUUAAUGAGUAUGGCCGUAAAUGACAUCAUUCCUCUCAAUGUCAGGGCCCAGAAUGCUGGUGUACUCAUCACUAAGACCCACGAUGCACUGCAUAUGGAGGCGUUUGAGCUGUCUCCAACCAAUGAGGCAGUUAUGUCAACCUUGGGUCGCCUUCGAAGGACCUUCCCCGGAACUGGAAUAUCCAUAGAUCUAGAGAAGGUCAGCCAACAGGGGUGCCAGGAGGCGCUUACUGCGGCUUUGUCGACGAUGAGCUCCCAGCCCGCGCCAGGAACCCAACCACUAGCAAAGAAAGCUGGGCAUCUUCAUCAGGAGAAGCGCGACACCACAAGUCCAAAAAUUGUCACCGAGCUGCUAUUUUCGUCUUUUCAAGCUAUUGGAAAACCUCUUGACGGCACCAGGAUCUGGAAAAAUACCCGGGAAGAAGUCAACUGGAGCCAUGCUCUUCUUCCAUGGCGUCGUUCCCCGACUUGGUUGCUCGUCAGAGUGAGUUUACAACUGGCAUUUGGCCGCAGUCUCAAUGGCACGAAUCUUUACAAGAUGUUCAUGAUUUUUUUCAUGGCCAGGGUACUUCGCCACAGCAUCGACUCGAACAUUGAAACCCCAUCAGAUCUCAUCCUCGUCAUGGUGUCGAAACUUUCUAGGCGAAUGCGGAAGAUUUCAAGCGGCCGCAUUCCUGCCAUUGUUGAUCGUGUGCACCAGGCGAUGUUACGGUCUAACCAGCUUCUUGCGAAACGCUGGGAUCGCAUCCAACAGCGAGACUCGCUUAGUCUAGCCACAGAAUUAGCUGAUCUCAAAACGUUGGAUUUCGAUGAAGACUCGCACAUGCAUCUACCAGUUCUUGAUAGUUUCCUGGCAUCUAUCGACAGUCGAAGAUGUCACUCGGAAGGUCUCGACUUUAUUCCCUCUUGGACUUUGGUCAAGUACAACUCGGAAACCUUCCCUUCAACUGUGCAAAUACCAGACAAGGAGCAUUUGCAUUUGCAUCUCAGCGUCUUCGAAAUAUGGGUUGAACGCCAUUUACAGGCUUGGCUACAACGCGAGGCCAACAAAGGUUACGAUGGGUCAUGCGCCAAGAUACGAAGCAUCAUUGAAGAGUAUCACACUACCGCCAGCAAAGCUUACGCUGGGAACCCCGAGUCAGUUUCCGUUAUGCUCCUGACAAUAUUGGAACUAUGGAUCGCUUGUGACAAAGCUGCUAUAUACUUGUUCCCGAUGCUGAGAGACUACAACCCCGAGGUCCCUACGGGCGUUCUACAGAACUUGCUUCUUCCGCUCAAAGGCCAGAUGAAGAGACUUCAUGACGCUGAGAAGUAUCUCCUCGAUCGCAAUCAAAACUGCAAGACAGUGGCAUCCGCCCCUAGCAUCUAUUACACCUAUGGCUCUCGACACUGUUUUCCGGUUCGUCAUUUUGAGAUGUCCAGCGAACAUCAGCGCCUAAAGGAGAAAAUUGAGUCGAAAGCGCGACAAGAUAGAGAGAAGAAAAUGAAAGAAUUUAACGAGAAGAAAGAAAAGUACAACAACCUCAUGCGCAAAUAUCACGCCAGCAUUUGCGAUUAUGACAAUGUGUUUGACAGGUGGACGGGGAGACUUGAUAAACGUCACAGCAAUGGCUGCUCCCGUCAUUCUUAUCUUAGUCAAGCCAACAGCCUGCGAAUCGAUAUUCAUGAAUGGCCGUUGCCAAGGCGAGAUCUUGAAGCGAAGUCAGUGGUCUUUGAGCUUUUGGUGCCGGUGUCGUUUGGACAAUGGCGUGAAGCGACCGUAUUCUUCCUAUUUGGAGUUUUGAAAGUUACGCCGCAAAUGGGUGAAAAGGUGCAAGGCUAUUCUUGCUCCUUAGAGAGAUAUCCUGGGUUGUUCGGAUUCUUUCAAGAACGACUCACGCCACACUUUAUCAGCCUGCUUUCCGAGGCCAAGCCACAUACGGUCACGCACCGGAAGGGCAUGGAUAUUGCAACCGCCACCGAAAAGCAAGUCUGUUUAAGCAACGGAUUGCAUUACGCAUAUUACGAUCAUCGUAGACAUUGCUUCAUGCGGUCAUUCGGACCAUCGGAGAUUAUUCCUCAGCUAUGCACUUACGAGUUGCCGGCGGCGUCGAUGGCUUUGCAAAAGUUCCUCUUCCGGCCAUCAAUGUGCCCCAACGGCCCAACGCCCAACACUGUCAUCGCGACACUUCACGAGUGUCCUCAUGAUAUGUCACUUGAGGAAUACCGAGCUCUAGCUUCGAUUCCACUGGGAUACAAUUUGCAGUGGAUCAACAUCUUGUUGCAACUCUUCGCUCCUUCGGUCGAUUUCAAGAAGCGGGAGACCGCCAUGGUCAUUCUUCAAUGCAUCCAUCAAGCAGGACCGGGUGACAACUCAGAGUAUAGAAGGGCACACACGAUUUGUCAAGACGAAAGAUUUGGAAACAAGCUGCUUGGCGGAUUGGCCGAAGCCAUUGCCCGCUAUGAGGAGAAUUGGCAGUCGUCAUCUGCGCUGGCAGCUUUCACAGCCGUAACUCGACGUCUUUUGAGCCUGACUCCAUUCGACGGUAUCCAGAAACAAUGCUUCGGAAUACUAUCUCAGGUGAGAGGCAUAACAUUUCGCUGGGCGCAGAAGCUGCGGGAAAAGGCUCAAGACGCCCACGACAAAGAAAAACUGGAUUUUCAACGCCGGGCGUUCGAGGUCCUGUUAAUUUGCGCAGACACCUUUAACAUGGACGAGCACUUUCAGCAUGACCUUUUUUACGAAAACUCUGCCGUCUCGACAUUCUUGCAGUGUUGCAUUGCUAUUCAAGAGGGCCAGAUAUUACUUGGAUCUCUGGGCGCAUUUGUCCAUCACCUUUACAGUCGUUGGCAACGAACCUCCUACCUCCACCACAGCUAUCUAGGGAAGAAAAUUUUGUCAGGCAGUAGCGCUGGGAUUGACCAUGCAAUCAGUGCAAAUUGGUCAAGCUACGAGCCCAGUCAUGAGUGGAAGAUCGUCUCUGCGACACACAGCUCGUGGUUGACCAGUCUCACUGCAGCCACAACCAGUCACCUGUUUGUACAACUCAACCUCAUCACUGGCGAGCUCCUUGUCAACGGCCUACCUCUAGAUCAUUUGCCUCCGGAAUAUCUCACCCACGUGACGUAUCAAAGUCUUUUUGGGCGGUUCUCCCUUGAAAUUUUGCCGACAGCGAAACCUGGGAUGACAUUCUCCUCAAAGCGACAUUACGCUGGCCAUGCUGUCAAUUUGGGCCUUGGCAGCGAGGGAAAUCUUUUAGUGAAUGCAAUGAAGGGUCAAAAGGAGUUCGAACUUGUCCCGAAGAGUUGUUUUGAAGGACUAUUCCCAACUAAGUUUGUCAACGACUUCGUUCAAUGGUACGACUACGAAAACGGUUGUGUCGAGUUCUGCGACGUCGAAAAGCCCUGGAAGCAUACAAUUUCCAAUUGGAAGCUGCUGAGAGAUGAAUACAAGGGAACUUGGAAGCUACAGCGUACUGGAUCGUGCCUAGUCAACAUCAACAGCCGCUCUGCAAAGCUCAUCUCAAAGAUUCUGAAGCCGUUGGAAGAUCCAUUUUCGAUCCACGUCAUUCACCUAGUGGAUACUGCAAUGGUGUCCAUAGAACUGCCUCGCGCUAUGCUUGAGUUUGGACUCAAGCGAGGGGAAGUUUCAAUAAUGUCAAGACAGUAUCGAGGCAUGUCGGUAGACCCAAAUCAGGCAGUCGGAACUCUGGUCGGCCUCAAGGACAAGCUGGUACUCAGGGUCAACAAACCCCCACACCCCGCUCUCCCUGUCGAGCGCAAGAUUUUAGUCCUCGAGGGGAAUCUUUCUUUUUUGAAAGAGGAUGGACAUAUUGAGGUCACAGUUAGCAAGGGAUUUGCAUCAAGAGUUCAUGCCUACGAAGUGGACAUCGUGCUGAAUAGGCUCGUCAGCAAUGGCAGUCGACAAAGCAAGUUGUUCCUUUGUUACUUGCACGCCUUGACGUCUUUUGCCAUUCCGGAUCCACUUACGCAUCGAACGGGUACCGAAGAGGCUCUGUCAAUUCUCAGCUCAGCAUCAAUCAGGUCUUUCGAUGUGCUGACAACAGAGAACGCCAAGCUGUUAACUGAGAUUUGUCACCUGGCUCCUGGCAGAGGCUACUAUCCUUCCCAUGAAAGGGUCAUGCAACAGGUUGACUGGAACCCGCAACUCGGCUUUUUAUCGCAACACGGUCUAUACCGCGAAUACGUCGAGGCAAUCUUCGAGCAAAAUACUCGAUCGAAGUUCUUUUCACCGCUACAGUAUGUCGGGUCACCUGAGUUGGAACCCAUGGAUUCUCGACUUCUCGCGCGGGACAACAUCCGAACGGCAAUGUUUCGGGUAUCAGGAUUCGGCGCCGAGUGCUAUACCGUUGACCACGAUACUUUUUACGAGCCAAGGGAUCGACUGGGCUCAUCGCAAGGAUUUUGGGCAUAUUCAGCAUCCAAAUUGGUUCUUUGUGAUCAGCCGAUCCUGUCUAUGCCAUUACCAGACUCCAUGGAAACUUAUCUCUGGAAGUUUCUUUCAGAUACAUUUGUUGUCCUUGGCCCGCAUUCACCUUGUCCAAUAACAGACAUCACAUACAAUGCCGAAUUCCUGCUGGAUCCCUCUCGUUUCAUCACAGAGCAUUGGACUACGCUACAGUCCACAUUGAAGACCUGCAACAAAUAUAAGCUCAUAACUUGGCUGGCAACAAUUGCCUUCGCAGAGUGUGUAGACUUUGCGGUUAUCCAGACUCUGGCUUCGUUCAGAACGAGCACUACUAUCCACAAGCUUUCAGCACCUGGGGCAGAUGACUUUCAUCUCUCAAAUGGCACCAGCUUCGUGGGCUCAACAGUGAGCAAUGAGGCCAAGGCCGAGUUCCAGCCUUUCGAUUGCUGUCCCGAAAUGCAUAUGCAGCAGCUGGCGAACGAAGAAGAGAAUUCAUUCUUGAGAAGGCGAGAGAUCGAAUUUUUAAGGAAUAGGGAGGGGGCUUUGCGAGGCUUUCUCGACACAAUCACGGCCCAGUGGCCCUGCCGCGUCCCGACUCUGUCUUCCGGCUAUGAAAAGAAGACCAAUUGGCGCACAUAUAUACGCGUCGAUAGCGCGAUGGUGAGGAUCAGGGCACAUUUCAAAAUUUGGUACGACAACCUUCAAUUUCGAAAAUAUCUUCGAGAGAUCGCUUGCUCCUUGCCGACUGCCGUCAAACCACUGGAACUAGCAAAGCCAUUGCUAGCAACACCAGAUUGGCCCUUAACCAUUCAGCCUCGGUUUCUGACAGAAGCUUCUAUUUUAAGGAACUCCUCACCGCCUCCGCAGAGCGAAGAAUUACCGAUUCUGGAUCAAAAGGCAGUUUGCAAGCGUUCCAAGAGAGUUUAUAGAUUGCCCGCAUUGCUUUCGCGACUGGGUCAACCUGAGACCGGCCAGUACGAGAGGGGUUACGUCAAGGCAUUGAUUUCAAGCAUGAAGGCUUUAGAGCGUCAUCAGCUAUCGGAAGAUCACGAUCGCCAAUCACCCGAAGAAACUGCGGAGCUGCUGGUUUCCUACCUUCACGGCUGGCAAGCAACCAUCCAGGAAACAUACGACCUCGUUGUGGGCUGUCUCCUCGGCGCUGAAGGAUCGGAUCCUUCAAGAUUCCCUAGCAUUUUGCCCGACUUUUACGCGUACCCGAGAAUCUCGACCUCGGCUCUUCUUCAGAGACUCAAUCAUUCAAACCUUGUUUUCACGCCAGCAGCUUGGAAAAUGGCAUUAACGCACUUCGGCAUAGCACUGUCUCAGUUCCAACGAGCGAAGCGGAUGCUAGGUUGCUUCAAAGACCCAGCUGCCUUGGCGAAUGAGCUCCGCAACCCCGGCCACACGAACUGGUCCCCAUUCAAGUACCCAGACACUCUGCUGCUAGAGGUCGAGAGCGGCCUCAUAGUCAGGGAGGUGCAGGAAGAGAUCGCGGCAAGCAUGAGAAGUCCGCCCGACGACGAGAAUGCCGUCAUGCAACUGAACAUGGGCGAAGGAAAGUCAUCAGUUAUUGUGCCUAUCGUGGCAGCGGCGCUUGCGGACGGAACGCGACUCGUUCGAGUUAUUGUGGCAAGGCCCCAAUCGAAGCAAAUGCUCGAAAUGCUUGACUCGAAGCUUGGGGGCCUACUUCAAAGACGCAUUUUCCAUAUGCCAUUUUCCAGGGCCGUCAAGGUCGGGCCUGCGGAAGCAAGUGCUAUUCGCCAUAUCUUUGAGGAGUGCAUGGACGUUGGAGGGGUUCUAUUAGUCCAACCAGAACACAUUCUGUCGUUCAAGCUUAUGGCAAUUGAGACCGCCAUUGCCGGGAAUGUGAGCGUCAGUCGAAUGCUCGCCAGUUCCAAGGAUUUUCUUGACAGAUUUACCCGCGACAUAGUGGAUGAAAGCGACGAGAACUUCAAUGUGAAGUUCGAGUUAGUCUAUACCAUGGGUACCCAACGACCAGUUGAGCACAGCCCAGAGCGAUGGAUGUGCAUACAUCAGGUCCUUGAAGUCAUGCGGAAACUCCUGCCAGGCGUCCAAGAAGAAUUCCCUAGCUCGUUCGAAAUUGGUCGAGAAAGGGCUGGCUGCUUCCCGCCAACGCGAAUUUUGGACGACGGUGCGAAGGCUACUUUGCUUGAUCCUUUGGCCCGUCACCUUAGCGAGGCUGGUUUGAGUGGACUUCCGAUGGGAACACAGCCUGCCUCGAUUCAACAAGCAGUUUACACCUACAUCUCCAAGACGACCCUCACACAGGUUGAAGUUGACGCGGUAGAGAAGUCCGACAUCUGGUCGCCGACUACGCAAAAUAGCCUUCUCCUCUUACGGGGACUCAUUGCCGGCCAGAUUCUCAGCUUCGUCUUUUGUCAAAAGCGUUGGAGAGUUCAUUUCGGCCUGGAUCACAAUAGACGACCAAGUACACAGCUAUCGGUACCAUACCGAGCAAAAGACAACCCAAGCGCCCGCUCUGAGUUCAGUCAUCCAGAUGUCGUCAUCACUCUGACGUCUUUGAGCUAUUAUUAUGGCGGCAUGACCGAUUCCGAUCUUUUCUUGAGUUUUGAGCAUCUUUUUCUUUCGGAUCAGGCUGACAUGGAGUACCGUGUCUGGGUACAAGACAGCUAUCGACUCCCUCACUCAUUCCAUCAACUGCCUGGUGUCAACUUGGAAGAUCGUCCACAAUGCGUUAAACAUGUAUUUCCAUGUCUGAGACAUGCCAAAGCUGUCAUUGACUACUUUCUUCAACACCUUGUAUUCCCCAAGGAAAUGAAGGAAUUUCCGCACAGGUUAUCUGCCUCAGGAUGGGACAUAGGAGAGAGGACGGCGAAUGCCACAACUGGUUUUAGCGGAACGAACGACUCGAGAGCCUUCUUGCCAUUAAGCGUCAAGCAGGUAGACCUACCUGAUCAAAAGCACACAAAUGCUUUGGUUCUCGAGUAUCUACUUCAGGACGAGAAUUCAGUGGCGAUGAUCCCAGCAGCGGACAAGAAGAACACAUCCAAGUCCGAUGCCGAAACGCUCUUGGAGAUCGUUGUCGGAUUGGAACCCCCCGCACGAGUAAUUCUCGACGUUGGCGCUCAAAUUUUGGAGCUAGAAAAUUUUGAGGUUGCACAGAGAUGGCUUGAGAUGACUGAAGAUAACGAGACGACACAAGCUGUUAUCUUUUGCGACGAGCACGACAACAUAUGUGCUGUGGAUCGUAAGGGUCGGGUAGAAAGCUUUCAAACUUCCCCAUUCGCCACUCAGACGGAUGUCUGUCUUGUAUUCCUUGACGAGGCUCAUACAAGAGGGACAGAUUUGAAACUUCCGGCUGGCUAUCGGGCAGCAGUGACAUUAGGAGCAAACUUGACCAAAGACAGAUUAGUACAAGCCUGUAUGCGAAUGAGAAAGCUGGGCAAGGGCCAGUCAGUUGUUUUCUGUGUGUCGGAUGAGAUCAAGCACAAGAUUGCUACGCAAUCAAAAGUCGACGAAUCUUCGAUAGAAGUGGCUCACAUUCUAGAGUGGUCCAUAUCCGAGACGCUCGUGGAUAUGGAGCGAGGUAUUUGGUUGUGGGCAAACCAAGGUCGUCGAUACCAGCAACAUCGAGUCUUGUGGGACGAAUGCGUGGUAGACGGAUCAACGAAUCUCACCGAUGAUCACGCAGAGAGAUUCCUCGAGGAUGAGGCUCAGAAUCUCGAGACUCGAUAUCGACCAGGUCAUCAAUCAUCAGCCGACUCAAUGGAUGACGAUGGCGCUGGCGAUGCAAUUACCGAAAGGCUGCUCCAGUUUGACCGUCGCAGCGCAGAGGCUGCGACAUUUCGAGAGGAACAAGAGCGGGAGCUCUCGCCAGAAGUCGAGCAGGAGAGGGAAGUUCAAAAAGCCCUCCCUGCUUCACCUGCGGAACAUUACAUACACCCAGAUCUCCGCGCGUUCGUGACCAGCGGUGUGCUCAAUCAACAUUCGGCAGCAUUCAUGUUUGCUUUCCAAUCCCUGUCAGAGACCAGCGCCGCUCAACAUUACGAUGUCAACAGGCUUUCACAGCAACAUGGAUUCUUGGUAACUGCAGACUUUGCUCGAACAAUAAUCCCGCUUGGCAAAGGCUACAUGUAUGGGUCGGAUCUAUUUCAAAGAUCUGUCCAGUGGAUUCUCACGAGGGCUAGUGCGAUCGACACUGCAAUCAUCAUUAGCCCGCACGAAGCGCAAGAACUCAUGUCACAUAUACAACUUUCCCGCUUUGUUUCGCUCCGUGUCUAUGCGCCACGACCAAAUUUGGGAUUUCGUCCUUUGGAUGAUCUGAAUCUCUUCACUAUUCCGCAUCGACGGCUUCCUCAGAAGCCCCCUCUUCGACUUGUCACUGAGAUCAACUUAUUCUCGGGUCAGCUUUAUGUCAAAUCAAUGGAUGAGUACCGCGACUUACGGCGGUUUCUUGCCUUGGAAUCGGAGGGCUCAAACGCCGAGGGUAAGAGCCAGCCAAGUCAAAUCAUUGAUCGGGAGUCUCUGAUGCAGUUCAUGAAAGUCUUGCUGAUGAAGAUACGGAGAAACUGCGAGUCAAUUGACAAGACUCAUGUGGGGCGAAUAUUAGAACAGAGGACUUUGGAUGCUUCAGAUUUCGAGGGCGAGAACUAG